CAUAGUUAUAAAACAAAAAACGAAACUGUUUUAUAAAUGGGUUUAUUGGGUUUAAACUUGACGUGUGCUGUUGCUAUAUUAUUGUUGCUUUUCAGCACAAGAAUAUGCUCAGCCCAGCUCUCUUCUAGUUUUUACAAUAGCACUUGUCCAAACGCUCUUUCCACCAUUCGUACUUCGAUUCGAUCGGCAAUUUCGGCGGAACGUCGAAUGGCAGCUUCACUCAUCCGUCUUCAUUUCCAUGAUUGCUUUGUCCAGGGUUGUGAUGCUUCAAUUUUACUAGAGGAUUCAGCCUCUAUCGUUAGCGAACAGAGCGCAGGUCAGAAUAGGAAUUCUGCAAGAGGUUACGAAGUCGUAGAAGAAGCGAAAUCGGCAGUGGAGAGCAUAUGUCCUGGGGUUGUCUCUUGUGCAGAUAUUCUUGCAGUAGCAGCUCGUGAUGCAUCAGUUGUUGUGGGUGGUCCAUCUUGGACUGUGAAACUUGGGAGAAGAGAUUCUACUACAGCAAGCCUCUCUCAAGCCCAGAGUGAUCUUCCGAAUUUUACAGAUGACCUUCAAACUCUGAUCAAUCUAUUUAAUCGCAAGGGUCUCAGCACCAGAGACAUGGUAGCCUUAUCAGGUUCACAUACAAUUGGACAAGCUCGAUGCCUGACAUUUCGUGGUAGAGUGAACAGCAACACAAGUGACAUCGAUGCUGGUUUUGCCAGCACUCGGAGACGUCGCUGCCCCGCCGAUGUGACCAAGGAGAACUCAACUUUGGCACCUCUUGAUCUGGUGACACCUAACCAAUUGGACAACAACUACUUCAAGAAUUUGAUUCAGAAAAAAGGUCUUCUUCAGUCAGACCAAAUCCUCUAUAGUGGAGCACCAACAAAGGAUAUUGUUACCGAGUAUAGCAAGAGCCCUUCAAUCUUUAGCUCCGAUUUCGCAUCAGCCAUGAUUAAAAUGGGGGAUAUUGAGCCUCUUACGGGUUCUGCUGGGGAGAUAAGAAAGAUUUGCAAAGCUGUGAACUAAAGUUUAAUCCAAUGGUUAAGUUGAUUCGUUGAUUCAAAAUGUGUGUAUACCUCUUUAUGCUUUUAGUCUGUCAAAGUUGAGUGUGUUUGUAAUAAAAUUCCUGACGCUUAAUGUCUGGACUCGUUCUGCUACUUAAAUCCUUUUAAU
Messenger RNA from Morus notabilis, 1155 nucleotides. Its product is annotated as lignin-forming anionic peroxidase. The transcript is spliced from 4 exons. The coding region runs from base 37 to 1008 and encodes 323 amino acids. NCBI's taxonomy places the organism in Eukaryota, Viridiplantae, Streptophyta, Magnoliopsida, Rosales, Moraceae. Gene Ontology annotation, biological process: response to oxidative stress; hydrogen peroxide catabolic process. The record is from RefSeq and is a predicted model, not a curated record. Gene Ontology annotation, molecular function: peroxidase activity; heme binding.